CGCUGACGGACGGGCGAUGGCCAGCAUAUCCGGAAGCGACGCGCACGAGACCAUACGGAAGGGCAACGAGAAUGAAGUGGCCGCGCUCCUGAGCCGCGGCUUGGACCCCAAUUCGAGAACCGAAGGAGGAUGGACGCUUCUUUAUAUCGCGUCCGUCAUGGGCCAUGAGGCUGUCGUGCGACGUCUCCUCGAAGCCGGUGCCGACGUCGAUGGGCUGAGCAACGAUGGGCAAACGGCACUGCAAAUUGUGACGUACAAGCAAAGCCCAGACGCUAACGACAGCGCCGACGUAGCCGGCGAACUCGUCCCAGACCGUCCAAAUCUUGGAUGGCAGUGGAGUUUGGCUACUUUUCUACUCAGCGAUGAUAUGAGGCUGUGUGAGAUCCUUCAAGCCAUUUUGGAAAACCAUGUGCGGCGAAACGAAUACAACGCCAUCUGCGCCGUAUUACGCAACGCGUCUGAUCUACGUGACGCCGUGCGAUGCUGCGAGGUUGCGCGCGUGAAAGAUCUUUUAGAAGCCGGCGCUUCUCCCAACCUUGCGAACGAGGCUGCCGAAACACUGCUCCACAUUGCGCUCCGCUUCUAUUUGCAGCAGUCGUCCUCGGGUGCUACUGGCAAUAACAGCCCCGAAGCCGAGUAUCCGCUACUCGAGGUGCUCGUCGACGCUCCUGGGGUCGAUGUUGCACGGCGCAACAAGCUCGGCCAAACACCGCUCUGGAUUGCAUCCAAAGAGGGUCACGGCGUCAUUGUCGAAUUGCUUUUGAAAUAUAAUGACACUGAGAAGGACGGUACUAAGAAUAGUACGUGUCCCAGUAUCAAUCUGCCAGACAACGACGGCUACACCCCCCUCUCUAUUGCUGUCAAGACUGGUCGGCAUAGCGUUGUUCAAUGUCUCAUGAGCAACGGGGCAAACGUGAAGGACUCUACCACCAAGCCCUCCCUCAAGCCUUUAUACAUUGCGAGGAAAAGGAAUGACGAUCGCAUGGUCGAGUUGCUCGAAGACCGUCAUGCACCGCACACAGCAUCUUCACGCACCGUCUACCACAUUGGUGUCCAGAUCAAUGGCAGCCACUCCACCACCAACGGAGCCGUGCAUCAAUACACCUCCUAGAUAGGCAUCUCGACUAGUAAUCGUGCCUCGAUGCUGCGAGUACGCGUCAUGUGAAUGUCUUGCUUCUCCUUGAUUUUACGUUACCGCGCUCGACUAAGUACUGUAUGGGCAUCGAGCUCAAGAGCAU
This is a messenger RNA of Saprolegnia diclina VS20, 1238 nucleotides long. RefSeq lists its product as hypothetical. Lineage: Eukaryota; Oomycota; Saprolegniomycetes; Saprolegniales; Saprolegniaceae. The transcript is spliced from 10 exons. Bases 17 to 1111 code for a protein of 364 amino acids. Gene Ontology annotation, molecular function: protein binding. The record is from RefSeq and is a predicted model, not a curated record.